Molecule: messenger RNA, 1519 nt
Organism: Ipomoea nil (Japanese morning glory)
Lineage: Eukaryota; Viridiplantae; Streptophyta; Magnoliopsida; Solanales; Convolvulaceae
Exons: 2
Coding region: 596-1207 (203 amino acids)
Biological process (GO): box C/D snoRNP assembly
Molecular function (GO): box C/D methylation guide snoRNP complex binding
Source: RefSeq, a predicted model, not a curated record
AGAGUUGAGACCUUCGCCUCUUCUCUCAAGUGACAAGUUCGCUAAUUUGAAGAGUGACGACCUCCGCCUCCUUCCAUCAAUCUUCAUACCUACCUUUUCUUCUUCUUCUUCGUUGUAGCUUAGCACCUGAACGACUCCGGCGACAAUGGUCACACCAACUUAGAAGCUUCUUCUUGCCGAGUUGCCACUAUACUCCAGAUCUGCGACCACGUCAGCAGCGGCGCGGCAACUUCCGGCUGCAGAGGACGGUGCUUCUUCCAUCUAUUUUCUUUCCGACGGCACCUCUCACUCUCUCUGUGUCCAGUGUCCGCUUCUCAACCCUAACCCUAUCCUCUUUGCCGCUCUCGCACCUCUCACUCUCUCUGUGUCCGUGUCCGCUUCUCAACCAUCUCACUGUAUCUUUCCGGCUCAAAUUCUCCGCCUCCGGAUUCUGGCCUCUUCUCGUUUUCAAAGGACUGCGAGCAAACAUUCCUUUUUCUCACCAGGUGAUAUCAACAUUUGUUCCCAGGAGGACAUACAUUUUUGCCAAUUCUGAUUGAGAGCCAGAAUAGCUUCCCAUACUUUUGUUUAUAUUAAUUUCUUAAUACACCAGUAAAUGAAGUCUAACAGCAAAGCUCUGCUUGAUUUGGAGGACAAAAGCACACCCUCUGCUUCGUCUUUGGAAUCGAAACUCAGUUUUUGCAAUGGAGAUGAAAGUUUUGUGUCCCGAAGUACUAAACUCAACCCUCCUGAUAAGAAACCUGCCAUUUCUUCCAUUCCUCAGAGCCAAUUUCUAGGUAAAGUGAAGGAUUUCCUGGGAGUGAUAUCGGAAGCAAAUAAAACUUUGGAGCUUGAUGCGAAAACGAAUCCAGGGAAGAAGUACGAUAUAGAAGCUCUGACUGGGGAAGAAUCUGAAUAUAUUGAAAUGGACUUGAUGCUUGGUGUUGCAGAGCUGCAAACUGAGGAAGCUGUAGCUGCUGCUGAGUCUGCAUUAUCUGGUUAUCAACCGGUGAUUCCUUUGGCUGUUAGUAGUAGCGAGACGGAAUCAGAAGAGAGCAGUGAUGAUGAGGAUAGCGAGGAUAGCGAUGGAGAUGAUGAUGAAGCUGAGAGACCUUUUCCUAAAAAGGGGAAAACUGCUAACCCUGUUGAAAAGGAUUCUUCUUCCAGUGAAGCAUCAAAGAAUAAGCAGCAGCCAAGAAAGAGACCAAAAAUUGUUGAGCUUUCGUAGGACUUGUGUGGGUGGAGGCCUGGACAUGGAAUAUAGAAGAUGAGAGGGAUCUGCAAAUUUUCUCUGGAAGUAGUUCCAAGAAGAGAGGAUUUUGAAUGUGUACUUUGUCUUCUAUUCUGAGGAAUCAAUCCUAUAUUUCUAUUUGCAUUACAUGGUUUUGUUAAAGCUAUUUUACUAGCAUCAUGAUUUGAUCCAAUUUAAGUCACCCCAGCAAGCAAAUGUUUAACAGUGUGCAUAGAUCUCCAAACAAAGCUGUUUUGUUGUAUGCAACUGGUAAGUUUUUCUAAAUAUCUUGCAGCAUUUGUCAAUUAA